AUGUUGCAAAAAGCAGAGGCGAGAUGUUGCAAAAAGAGAACAGGCGAGGCGAGAUGUUGCCAGGCGAGAGACAGAACAGGCGAGGCGAGAUGUUGCAAAAGAGAAACAGGCGAGGCGAGAUGUUGCAAAAGAGAACAGGCGAGGCGAGAUGUUUGCAAAAGAGAACAGGCGAGGCGAGAUGUUGCAAAGAGAACAGGCGAGCGACAAAGAGAUGUUGUUGCAAAAGAUGCACAGGCGAGGCGAGAUGUUGUGCGAGACAGGCGAGGCGAGAUGUUGCAAAAGCAGGCGAGGCGAGAUGUUGCAAAAGAGAACAGGCGAGGCGAGAUGUUGCAAAGAGAACAGGCGAGGCGAGAUGUUUGCAAAAGAGAACAGGCGAGGCGAGAUGUUGCAAAAGAGAACAGGCGAGGCGAGAUGUUGCAAAAGAGAACAGGCGAGGCGAGAUGUUGCAAAAGAGAACAGGCGAGGCGAGAUGUUGCAAAAGAGAACAGGCGAGGCGAGAUUGUUGCAAAAGAGAACAGGCGAGAUGUUGCGAGAACAGGCGAGGCGAGAUGUUGCAAAAAGAUGCACAGGCGAGCGAGAUGUUGCAAAAGAGAACAGGCGAGGCGAGAUGUUGCCAAAAGAGAACAGGCGAGGCGAGAUGUUGCAAAAGAGAACAGGCGAGGCGAGAUGUUUGCAAAAGAGAACAGGCGAGGCGAGAUGUUUGCAAAAGAGACAGGCGGGCGAGAUGUUGCAAAGAGAACAGGCGAGGCGAGAUGUUGCAAAAGAGAACAGGCGAGGCGAGAUGUUGAUGUUGCAAAAGAGAACAGGCGAGGCGAGAUGUUGCAAAAGAGAACAGGCGAGGCGAGAUGUUGCAAAAGAGAACAGGCGAGGCGAGAUGUUGCAAAAGAGAACAGGCGAGGCGAGAUGUUGCAAAAAGAGAACAGGCGAGGCGAUGUUGCAAAAGAGAAACAGGCGAGGCGAGAUGUUGCAAAAGAGAACAGGCGAGGCGAGAUGUUGCAAAAGAGAACAGGCGAGCGAGAUGUUGCAAAAGAGAACAGGCGAGGCGAGAUGUUGCAAAGAGAACAGGCGAGGCGAGAUGUUGCAAAAGAGAACAGGCGAGGCGAGAUGUUGCAAAGAGAACAGGCGAGGCGAGAUGUUGCAAAGAGAUGUUGCAAAAGAGAACAGGCGAGGCGAGAUGUUGCAAAAGAGAACAGGCGAGGCGAGAUGUUGCAAAACAGGCGAGAGAUGUUGCAAAAGAGAACAGGCGAGGCGAGAUGUUGCAAAAGAGAACAGGCGAGGCGAGAUGUUGCAACUCGAGUGUAA
Penaeus vannamei (Pacific white shrimp) is the source of this 1302-nucleotide messenger RNA. The record is from RefSeq and is a predicted model, not a curated record. NCBI's taxonomy places the organism in Eukaryota, Metazoa, Arthropoda, Malacostraca, Decapoda, Penaeidae.